AUGAUUAAAUUGAUUAUAAAUAUACUUUAUUUAGACAAAAAGAUAAUUGUUUUUAAAUAUUUUAUUCUAAUUAAAUUUAUUAUGAGAUAUUUAAAUUUAAAUAAUUUGAAAAUUUUUAUAAUAUCUUUUUAUAAGCAACUGGUUGAAUAUAAAAGCUGGUUACUUUUAACAAAGUUCAAUUUCUUAUAA
Hepatospora eriocheir is the source of this 189-nucleotide messenger RNA. Lineage: Eukaryota; Fungi; Microsporidia; Hepatosporidae. The record is from the annotation of a GenBank genome assembly.